AAAAAUAUAAAAUCAUUCACCAAAUACUUUUAGUACAAUAACAAAUAUUCCUCUUCGAAUUGAAAAAAAAGAGUUUAAUUCAAUAAAUGAAUUUGCAAAAUAUUGUGUUGAAACAUUUUAAAUGUUUAGUUGUGAUUGUGUGUGCUAUAAUUGGCAUACUUGUUCUUUUUAUUAUCACCUUUGAUGGAGAAGCUUGUCCGAAAAGUCCGCCAAAUCGCCUUGGUAGAAUUCCGAUUGAUUUCAAAGAAGAAACGCUCGAAAUCGUAGAAACGCGGCUUAGUGUCCCACUUCAGCCAGGCGGUUGGUUUGCACCGAAAGAAUGCAGGGCAAACCAUCGUGUGGCUAUAGUUGUACCGAAACGUGGACGAGAGUACAUGCUGCCAACAUUCUUGAAGAACAUGCAUGCAAUGUUGAUGAAGCAACAAAUCGAGUAUGGAAUCUACGUUGUAGAACAACCCCUUGAUCAAGACUUCAAUAGAGGAGCUCUAUUCAAUAUUGCUUUCAAAGAGGCGCUGAAGAUGAAACAAUGGGACUGCUUUAUUUUUCAUGACAUCGAUAUGAUUCCGUUCGAUGAUCGAAACCUUUACAACUGUCCAUCAAAUGACGGCCCACGACACAUGGCGGUCGGCGUUGAUAAAUUCGGAUUUAAGCUUCCUUAUGAGGCUUUUUACGGCGGUAUCAUUGCCUAUACAACGGAGCAAUUUAAAAAUAUUAAUGGCUUUUCGAAUAUGUUUUGGAACUGGGGUGGAGAAGAUAACGAUUUGUGUAAAAGAUCCGAAAAUGCUGGCUAUAUUCUUACAAGACCUAGCCCUGAUAUUGCGGUCUAUUAUUCACUUCCACAUCGCGAAGAGAAACGCAACCCAAACCGGUUUAAACAAUUGAAAGAGUCGAAGGUCAACUUUAAUAUUAGUGGUUUAAACUCUUUAGACUACCAUAUUAAAGAUUUCAAAAUCAAACCCACUCACGUUCAUAUUUUUAUAGAUCACAUGAAAAUGGAGGAACCUGGCAAAAAGCGAUGGACAUGACUUCAAUUUUACAGCAGAACGAAAAAGAUUUAAAAAAAAUUUGGUCAUGGAAGUUAGACAAUAGAACUAAUAUUAUAACGAAAGCCAAAAAUUCUUGUUUUCAAUAUUGAA
Sitodiplosis mosellana (orange wheat blossom midge) is the source of this 1136-nucleotide messenger RNA. RefSeq names its product beta-1,4-N-acetylgalactosaminyltransferase bre-4-like. NCBI's taxonomy places the organism in Eukaryota, Metazoa, Arthropoda, Insecta, Diptera, Cecidomyiidae. The record is from RefSeq and is a predicted model, not a curated record. The transcript has 6 exons. Gene Ontology annotation, molecular function: N-acetyl-beta-glucosaminyl-derivative 4-beta-N-acetylgalactosaminyltransferase activity. Gene Ontology annotation, biological process: glycosphingolipid biosynthetic process; carbohydrate metabolic process. The coding region runs from base 87 to 1025 and encodes 312 amino acids.